GUAGUCUUGCAAACGAGCUUGGUCCUCCUAUGGUUUUUCGAUUUUAAACUAACUCGGUUCCUAAAUGUCGGGUCGACUUUAUCCUCACCUUAUUCGCCUAAGCCUUCUGGGCUCUCUCGAAUGACACCUCAACCUCCCCCCCCAGGCCUUGGUCACUAAUUAACAUCCCAUUUUUUCUGUUUUAAGAUGUAAAAAUUGUGAUUUUGCCAUUCAAAUGGAGGUAGACACAAAAAUAAAUAAAGUUUUUGAAUGUGUUGUUUGUGAAUCUCAAUUCUGCCGUCUUUGUAAAAGAGAUUGGGACGAACAUUUUGGUAUUAGUUGUGAGGAAAUGGAUGAAAGGGAUAAAAGAGGACAAUUUAUAAAUCAAGUUUUUGAGUGCCUUGUGUGUUAUGAUGAAGUUGAACUUAAUCGAGUUGUUUUUUGUAAUAUUCAUGUUAGCGCUACAGGUAAAAAUUAG
Messenger RNA from Meloidogyne enterolobii, 457 nucleotides. The record is from the annotation of a GenBank genome assembly. Lineage: Eukaryota; Metazoa; Nematoda; Chromadorea; Rhabditida; Meloidogynidae.